Messenger RNA from Tilletiopsis washingtonensis, 903 nucleotides. Its product is annotated as EF-hand. Lineage: Eukaryota; Fungi; Basidiomycota; Exobasidiomycetes; Entylomatales. Gene Ontology annotation, cellular component: cytoplasm; myosin II complex. Gene Ontology annotation, biological process: actomyosin structure organization; mitotic cytokinesis. The record is from RefSeq and is a predicted model, not a curated record. Gene Ontology annotation, molecular function: myosin heavy chain binding; calcium ion binding; cytoskeletal motor regulator activity. Bases 9 to 602 code for a protein of 197 amino acids. The transcript has 4 exons.
GCUCCGCCAUGUCGUCUCUCCUGCACCCCGCAUCGCGCGCCUCGGCCGCCUCGGGCCCGUCGCAGCAGCGCGCACGCGUCGGGCGCGCCUCGGCCCACCCGCGCCAGUCGUCGGGCGUGUACAACACCUUCAGCGCCAAGCAGAUCCACGGCUUCCGCGAGGCCUUCAGCAUGCUCGACGCCGACGGCGACGGCGCCAUCUCGCGCGCCGACCUCGCCGCGCUGCUGGCGAACCUCGGCGUGCCCGACGCGCGCGCCGACGUCGAGCGCCUCGUCGCCGCCGCCACGAUGAAGGACGGCGCGCCGGGCGCCGAGCGCAUCAACUUCACGCAGUUCCUCACCAUGUUCGGCGAGCAUCUGAGCGAGCUCGACGAGGCACCGGACCUGCUUGCUGCAUUUGAGUGCUUCGACGAGCGCGACGAGGGCACGAUUGACGCUGGCGAGCUGCGCUACUGGCUCGGCGAGGUGGGCGACCGGAUGAGUGACGACGAGAUCGACCGGCUACUGUCGGGUCCAUUCAUGGACCGAGGCGGCCGCAAGUUCGACUACAAGGCUUUCGUUGAGGCGGUCAAGAUGUCGGAGCCGGCGUCGCUCGAGUCAUGACCUGUGUGCUGCGUUUGUUCUGUGACUCUGCCCUCGACAUGACCUUUGAUGAUCUCUCUACCCUGCAUGGACUGGCCUCCCGCGAAGGUGCUGCGACGUCUGCGAGAGUGGCCGCCGCUGCGCUCUGCAGGUGCCAAGGCAGAUGCGCUGCACGGGCUGCCUGGGGCCGAUCGGACUGCGCAGUGCUUCUUCUUGACUGGCGAAAACGCACCUGCAAAGGCGAUACCUUUCGUUUCGAGAGCCCUGUGCUUGAAGCAGAGUUCUGAGGCGCAGCGGAAGCCUGAGCGUGGUGCCCACCGCC